Messenger RNA from Diorhabda carinulata, 3477 nucleotides. RefSeq lists its product as uncharacterized. Lineage: Eukaryota; Metazoa; Arthropoda; Insecta; Coleoptera; Chrysomelidae. Bases 1 to 3378 code for a protein of 1125 amino acids. The transcript has 9 exons. Gene Ontology annotation, molecular function: microtubule binding; ATP hydrolysis activity; ATP binding. Gene Ontology annotation, cellular component: microtubule; kinesin complex. Gene Ontology annotation, biological process: microtubule-based movement. The record is from RefSeq and is a predicted model, not a curated record.
AUGACCAAGUUGAAGGUAGCCGUUAGGGUAAGGCCUUUAUCGGACAGGGAGACCGAAAUAGAAUCCGUUCCAGUUAUUUCCGUGUUAAAUGAUGAAUCUUUGGAAAUAACAAAUAUCAAGGUAACAGAACAGAAUGUAGGAGAUAGUCGAGAGAGAAUAAGAAGAUUUACCUUUGACUACUGUUUUCACGAAAACUGUUCACAAAAUUAUAUUUUUGAGAGAAUAGAGAGAAUAAUAAAUGAAUCCAUGAAACAACGUAAACAUUCCUGCGUUUUAGCUUAUGGUCAAAGUUCCACUGGAAAAACACAUACCAUGAUGGGAAUACCUCGCGAUCCUGGUCUUAUUCCAAGUUUCUGUGAAAAAAUUUUUGACUACCUACAGGAAAUGGCGACCGGAGAGGAGGCGUUUGACAUGAAAGUUACAGUAAGUUACUUAGAAAUAUAUAAUGAAAAAGUCAGAGAUCUCUUGAAUUCGGCAAACGAAGCUAAGAAAACAUCAUUAAAGAUAAGAGAACAUCCUAAAAAAGGACCAUAUGUUCAAGGUCUUUCGGAACAACUAGUAAAAACUUCUUCUGAUCUCCAUUACUGGUUAGAGGAAGGAAACAAACAUCGCAAAACAGCAGCGACCCACUCAAAUCCUCAAUCAAGUAGAAGUCAUUCCGUUUUUGUUAUUAAUUGCGAUGGAAUUAAAUUAAAUCUAAUAGACUUGGCUGGAAGCGAAAGGGCUGCAAAUAGAUGUUUUAAUAUUUCCAGAUUUAAAGAAGGGUCUAGUAUAAAUAAAAGCAUAGUGGCUUUGGGAAAUGUCAUAUCCGCUUUGGCUGAUCAAACUUUAAAACAAGCCAGAGGUAUACGAAGACGAUUUGUUCCUUACAGAGAUUCUGUUUUAACAUGGCUUUUGAAGGAUAUUUUAGGUGGAAAUUCCAAUACCGUUAUGGUUGCAACUGUCUCUCCGUCCAGCAUCUGCUAUAAUGAGACCGUUAACACUUUGCGUUUUGGGCAACGCGCCAAAAAUAUAAUUUUCCGUCCAGUCGUCCACGAAGACCCCAAAGAAAAGACCAUUCGAGAAUUAAGAGCAGAAAUAUUCAAAUUGAAAGAAUUGUUAAAAACUUUACAGUUGCCGUGUUUAAAUCAGAUGUACUUCCAGAAGGAUAUUAAUAGAGAUACGAAAGAUGAUGUUUUACCGAAGACACAUUUAAAUCCUACGAAUUGCGUAUUAUCUCUUUUAACGGAUAAAUUAGAUGCAGUCGAAGGACCCAUAUUCGCCAAUGAAGAACUUAUCCCAGUUAUUGAUGUAGAAACUAAAGUUGAACAAAAAGAAUCGAGGGCAAUUUUUAUGAUGUCUACGAAUAAAAUUGAUUGCGAAAAACGUGGUUCCAACGAUUCCAUAGUUUCAUCUAAAUCUGUCGCGUCGAAUCAAAGUUCAGAGCAGGAUUCUUCGCGUCGUAGUAGUUUAAGAACAGAAUCAUCACCGAAAUCAGUUUCCGCGCAUUCGAGAGCCUCGUCUAAAAAACAAUCUCCAAAAACGACGUCAAAUGAAAAUUUAAGCAAAAAGUCAGAAUCAAAAAUUAAUUCCGGUUCUAAAAACUCGGCAAGAUCUCAAGUAGUAGCUGCUGUUACGAGUAGAUUAUAUAACAAAGUCAAGAAAAAAGAAGUAGCCACGGAUACCGACGAUAUUAAUACGUAUAAUUUAUCCGUUAUCCCCGCAGAAUUGAUGAUUGCCGAAAAUGCGCGAGCACGACUUCGAAAUAUAACUAGAAGAGCAUUGAGAGCCAACAGAGUUAAAAAUCAAGAUAUACAAACAGAUUUUUCUCCUAUUGUUAGAAUCAAAGAAGCUUCUACUCAUACUUCUGAUCUCAAAAUAUAUUUAGAAGAAAUCAAAAAUGUUGAAACUAUGACUUCAACAAUCAAUAGUAUAGACGCUUGCGUAGAUUGCUCUGAUCUCAUUAAUACCGUAACUGAUACAGAUACUGUUAAAAGUUUAUUAAUAACAAGAAGUUGCGGAACACAAUUUAGUAAAGAAGAUUCCCAAAAGAAACAUAUAGUACCGAAACCUUCUACGCUUAUUUCAUUCACAAAAUACCUCAAAGGAACCAAAGAAAAUGUAGCCACCGAUGCUAUUUAUACAAACGUAGUGAAUAUAAAUAUAUCGAAUAAUUAUGUUCAGGGAGAUAAACCCAGUGACAGCGUCUCUUCUGAUAGUUUAGAUCAUUACGAAUCUCAAAGUGCCUAUAUGGUUACGCCCGAUCUCUUAAGUAAUCAUCCUCCGCUAGAAACUUCUUCUAAAGAAGUCCAAACUUGGUACCAUGGAAGUGUUGUAGAGCUUCAAGACGAAUUUUCGGAAACCGUCGAGUAUGCAAAUGAGGAUACAACUAAAGUUUAUAACAAAGCGAAGUGUUCAUGGAUACCAACUCAUUCUGUAGCUGUACCUUCCAUUAAAAUGUUAAAAGGACAUUUAGCCGAAACACACCGAACAACAGGACAAGAAGAAGAAUUUUGUUUACCGCUAAAAGAAUUUAAAGUAGUUCCGGCCAAACCGAAAAUUAUUCAUAGUAGCGAAAACGAUUACGAUGAUACGGUAAUAGUGAAUGAGCCGCGCGUUCUCCAACACGUAAACGAAUGUAAAGAAAAUAUCGAAACUUUGAAAAACCCCGGAACAAUUCGUUCCGGUUUGUCUAAAAAGAUUUUACCAUGCGAAAGAGGAGACGCUCAAAGAAUGGUCAGUGCAAUGUCAGCGUUUUUGGAAGAAGCAACCGAUAUGAUGUCGAAACUAUCCGAAAAAGUGGAAGAACCGCGAGCAUACGAUAUGCAAAUUACAGUUAGCGGAUUAAAAACUUGUAGAAGCCUAACGAAAAAGAAAAAAUCUGUUCGCAGUAUAGAAUGUGAAAAAGAAAAGUCUAUUAAACAAGACGAUCAACAAACUGAGAACAAAAAGUGUUUCAAAGAUCAAAGUUCUCAAACAAUACUGCCAUUCACAUAUAACUGUUCUACUCAGUUUGAUAUACGUGAUCUUCCUUCACUUCCAAUUAACAAAUAUGAAAUACCUUUCGAAGCUGCUUGUUCGCAGCUAGAAAAAACGUUAUCUCUCGUUCACGAUCCUAGAGAACUUUCCAUAGGAAGUGACGUUCUGGAUGUUGAUAUGGAUACAGCCCCGUGUUUCUCUGAUUAUGGUAGUUUACCCAAAAUGCAAAAGAAAAAAUAUAGAACGUGGUCUAUGACGCCAAGGUCGUAUUUAAAACAAUUAACCGCGAUGAGAAAAGACAUAGUAGAAUGUUCCAGAGAUUAUAUGAAAAGUUUUAGCGAACAUGUCAAAAGUAGUGGAGAUCACGUUAAUUACAAUCACGAAAUUAGCGAUAGAGAUUUUAUUAAAAAUGAUACCUAGGUAAAGCUGAAUCAAUUCUGUCGAGCGUUUUAUUUUGUGAUAUUUUGUAAGAUUCAAAUUAUAUUAAACAAAAAAUAUUUUGUUUAUUUUCAAAAUGAA